UCUAAAGCUUGCCAGUGCCGCUGGCAUCAGAAAGCAGGAAGGUCGAGUCCAUGUCGUCUUCUUCUGCGCUGCUAUCAGCAGCACCGGUGGGACCUCAUGCUGGUCCUUCUUCUCACCCUAGAGGCACCCCUGCAGCUCAUCAAGCACAACGUGUGAUUCCAGCACAUGUGCAACUUACUACAGUUCAAGCACAGGCACCAAGGUGUCGCUUUGGUUCCCGGCCCUCCUUGCGGCGAGUAAGCAAUCAGUUGGCGCCCGCACUUCGUGUCCCCGAAUCCGCUGAUAAUGUCCUGCAGCGAUCAGAGCUGUCAAGGCAAAGCUCUCGUGGUUGUUUGGUGAGAGCUCAUGAGCAGCAGCUUAAAAGGUUACCGCAUCGCUCUGCUCAUAAGCCAAGCACGUGCAAGCGCCCUGCUCUUUGUAUAGGUUGCCAAUCUCAACCAAGUCCAUUCCAAGGAGCCAGAUUCCUCUUCAGACCGUCUGGGCGGCAGGCAGGAUCUAGCAAGCGCUCAGGUUAUCUUAGCAACGCGUCCGGUCGGCCAGGCGUAUUUGAUAACCCCGCCCGGUUGAGUCCACUCCCAAACCGCCCCCGCUCACACCAGACCAAUAAUCAUAAGCGUAGCUCAGACCCGGUCCCUGGCAAACCAACUAGGCGUGCCCUCGAGAUGGUGUGGCCCGGCGCCCUGCAUGCAUCCGGCGAGCCGGUGCACCGGCGGUUUGUGCAGGUGAAGGAGAAGCGGUGCUUUUUCACAGACACAGGGAAGGGGCCGCUGGUGGUCAUCCUGUCAAGCCAGCUGGUGCUCUCGCGUUCAUACAGGUGGACGGCUGAGGUGCUGUCUCAAAACUUCCGGGUGGUUGUCGUGGAGAUGCCGGGGUGCGGUAACUCGGACUCCGUAUCCGAGCCCUGGAGCAACAGCCAGUAUGCAGAGUGGGUGAGUAACUUCCUGACCGCUCUCAAGGUCGACGAGGCGGCUGCGCUGGUGGGGCAUAGCGACUCGGGAGCGCCCGCGCUCGAGGCGGCAGUGCGGUUCCCGCAGCAAAUCAAGAACCUGAUUCUAGUGGACUCUAUAGGUGCCAAUGCCCCGGACAGCCUCCCCCGGUUGAUCCUGAUGCGGAUGGCGGACGCUGCGUCGGAGAUCCGGUUCAGCGUACCGGGCCUCUUCCACGCCGGCAAAAAUGCCCUGUUCCAUACCCGAAACUGGCUGAACCAAAUUCGGAUAUCUGCGGUAUACGACCUAACCGACCAGGCGAAACAGGUAAAAGUCCCCACGCUUUUGGCCUGGGGACGACGCGACAAGACCAUUCCCUUAUCCGCCGCGGGAACGUUCUUCCGGCUCAUCCCCAACAGCCACGUGUACAUAUCGGAUGACGGGAGCCACAACUGGCUCAUCCAACGGCCCGAGGAGUUUUGCCAGGCCGUCACGGAGUUUGUGCACCGAAAAGAUAAGACGUCGACGUUUACGAUACAACUAGCGUCGGGGGUGUUCCAGCGGGAAAAGACAGCAGGGGAAGCAACUGCGCUGGCAGCGAACGGCAGCCGUUGAGAAUCGCUGAGCGGUAAUCGGACGUCGUAAAGUCCGUAUUCGUGUCUGUAAUCGAGUUGAGUCUUUGCCCAUGAAGGUAGCGGUUGACCGCCGUUUCCAGGCAGUAGUGGGACCUGCACGCAUUGGGCGUUGCUUGUUGAGUAGGUGUUAUUUGUCGAAGUUGUUAGCUGACCGUUCAGUCUCAGCCGCAUGAGGGCAAGGUGCUUGUAAUUUUCUUUGGCAGGUAGAUAACGUGUUGAGGUAGUUUGUAGGUAUUGGUUGAUCCGGGCAAGACCCGUGACGCAAGGUCCGUGAAGUUAUUUGAGAUAGUAUAAUGC
Klebsormidium nitens is the source of this 1858-nucleotide messenger RNA. The record is from the annotation of a GenBank genome assembly. Lineage: Eukaryota; Viridiplantae; Streptophyta; Klebsormidiophyceae; Klebsormidiales; Klebsormidiaceae.